This is a messenger RNA of Theileria parva strain Muguga, 1779 nucleotides long. RefSeq names its product Insulinase (Peptidase family M16) family protein. Gene Ontology annotation, molecular function: metal ion binding; metalloendopeptidase activity. Gene Ontology annotation, biological process: proteolysis. The record is from RefSeq and is a predicted model, not a curated record. Lineage: Eukaryota; Apicomplexa; Aconoidasida; Piroplasmida; Theileriidae. The coding region runs from base 121 to 1647 and encodes 508 amino acids. Gene Ontology annotation, cellular component: mitochondrion. The transcript is spliced from 11 exons.
AUUUCCCCAACCCUUAUUAAAACCACCAGACCGUUGUCUUCAUUUUACACUUAUUUUAUUUUUUUGAUAUUUUUUUAAAAAAUUAUUAUGAUGUUUGUUACCUAUUAACAUUAUUCAACGAUGGGUGUAUUUAGUAAAAUAGGAAGGGUCUCCCCUGAUGUUUCAACGCUUAUUGUUAAUAAAUGUGCCAGGAGAACAUUGUUUACUAAUCGUCACAAUUAUGUGUCUAAUCCAAGGUUCAACCUGACCCUUAAAAGGAACGUCACAACUUCUUUGGCGACUGACCUUUUUAAGGAUUCCAAAUUACAUCCAAACGCGUUAAAUCAACCCCCCUGCCAUGUUACCACACUUAAAAAUGGGCUUAGAGUUGCCACUGUUUGGAUGCCAGGCUCCUCAUCUACCGUUGGAGUCUGGAUAGAUAGCGGAAGCCGAUUUGAAACACCCGAGACAAACGGUUCUGCACAUUUUCUUGAACAUAUGAUUUUUAAAGGGACAAAGUCACGUUCAAGGCACCAGUUGGAAGAACAAAUUGAACACAAAGGCGCACACUUAAACGCAUAUACCUCAAGAGAACAGACAGCGUACUAUGCAAGGUGUUUUAAUAAUGAUAUCCCUUGGUGUACCGAGUUGUUGAGCGAUAUUUUGCAAAACAGCUUAAUUGACCCAGACCACAUGGAGAAUGAGAAGCAUGUCAUUCUGCGUGAAAUGGAAGAAGUAGAAAAGUCACACGAUGAGGUUGUCUUUGAUCGAUUACACAUGACGGCAUUUCGGGACUGUUCACUGGGAUUCACUAUUCUGGGCCCAGUUGAAAAUAUAAAGAAUAUGCAACGUGAGUAUCUCUUGGACUAUAUUAAUCGAAAUUACACAGCCGACAGGAUGGUUCUUUGUGCUGUUGGUAAUUUUGAACACGAUAAGUUCGUCUCAUUGGCUGAAAAACACUUCUCAACCAUACCUAAGGCAGUGACUAAGGUUGAGUUGGAGAAGCCAUAUUUUGUUGGCUCUGAACUAUUAGAAAGAAACGACGAAAUGGGACCUUACGCUCAUAUAGCAGUUGCACUUGAAGGGGUGCCAUGGAACUCACCCGAUUCUGUGGCUUUCAUGCUAAUGCAAAGCAUCAUCGGCACCUAUAAUAAAUCUAACGAAGGCGUAGUCCCAGGGAAAGUGUCUGGAAAUAAAACAAUUCAUGCCGUGGCGAACAGGAUGACAGUUGGCUGCGCUGAGUUUUUUAGCGCAUUUAACACUUGCUACAAGGAUACUGGCCUGUUUGGAUUCUACGCUAAAGCCGACGAAGUAGCAGUUGACCACUGCGUGGGAGAAUUGCUCUUCGGAAUCACAUCCCUUUCAUACUCAGUGACUGAUGAGGAGGUGGAGCGGGCUAAGAGACAGUUAAUGUUACAGUUUCUCUCAAUGACGGAGUCGACAUCAAGUGUCGCAGAGGAAGUUGCCAGGCAAAUUCUCGUAUAUGGAAGAAGAAUGCCCGUCGCAGAAUUUCUCCUCAGACUUGAAAAAAUCGACGCUGAAGAAGUUAAACGAGUUGCCUGGAAAUACUUGCACGACUCAGAGGUUGCCGUGAGCGCAAUGGGACCAUUGCAUGGAAUGCCAUCUCUAGUUGAUCUAAGGCAAAAAACUUAUUGGCUUAGAUAUUAAUUUACUACGCUCAACUUAUAUCAUUAAAGUUAACUAUCUACAGACCAUAUAAUGUGGUUGAUUUAAAGUUCAUUUGUUAUUAUGAGAUCAAGUCGGUACAAUUUUGACUUAAUAUAAUAUUAUAUGGUAAAU